Messenger RNA from Odobenus rosmarus divergens (Pacific walrus), 1122 nucleotides. RefSeq names its product Ras association (RalGDS/AF-6) domain family member 6 (gene RASSF6). The record is from RefSeq and is a predicted model, not a curated record. The transcript is spliced from 11 exons. Lineage: Eukaryota; Metazoa; Chordata; Mammalia; Carnivora; Odobenidae. Bases 1 to 1122 code for a protein of 373 amino acids. Gene Ontology annotation, biological process: signal transduction.
AUGACGAUGAUGGCUUGUCUCAGGGUGGUAGCAUUGGAAAUAAAAGCUUUUGAGGUUCAGGUGACAUAUUGGAGGGUAUCCUCAGAUGACCUCAGAAAAGGGGAAAUGAGGACUGUGAUGGCUCACCAGCACUCUUCGUGGAUCUUCGUUAAUGAGAGGACAUUCAUUACCGGGGAACAACUUAAUUCUUUAUUGAAGACCUAUAACAUUUUUUAUGGGAACCAGAAAAAUCUGCAUAUUUUAUAUGGACAGACAGAAGAUGGAGAACCAAUUGUUGAAGGAAUGUUGGACAUUUCCUGGGGAGUAAAACGGCCUAUACAACUGAAAAUCCAAGAUGAGAAGCAAAUCCCUUCUUUUACUAAAGUGAAGUCGCCAGAUGUCUUUUCCAAAAGGGGAAUGACACGCUGGGGAGAGUUUGAUGAUCUUUACCAUAUUAGUGAUUUGGACAGGACCCAGAUUCCAGCGUCUGAAGCAACAAAUUCCCAAGAAGGUCAUUUAUCUUAUCACAGUAGCACUCUGAAACCUUAUGCAAAAGAGGAGCCAGAAUCCCCACUGCUCUAUCGCACCAUGAGCGAAGCAACCCUGGUGAGAAAAAGGAUGAAGCCUCCAACGAUGGACGGAAAAAAGUUACAGAAGCACAGGGCCUCUAUUAACGGGCACUUCUAUAACCAUGAAACAUCGAUUUUUACUCCAGCCUUUGGAUCAGAAACUAAGGUCAGAAUAAACAGUAAUAUGAGGACUGAAGACGUAAUAGAGCAACUUCUCCAAAAAUUUAAGAUUGAAAAUAGUGCCCAAGAUUUUGCACUUUACAUUAUUUUUGCAACAGGAGAGCAGAGAAGGCUAAAGAAGACAGAUGUCCCCCUACUGCAUAGGCUCCUGCAGGGACCUUCCAAAGACAAUGCUCGCAUUUUCCUCAUGGAGAAAGAUGCAGAAGAAAUUAGCAGUGAUGUGGCUCAGUACAUUAACUUUCAUUUUUCUCUCCUGGACUCCAUCCUUCAAAGAUUAAAUGAAGAAGAGAAGAGAGAGAUCCAAAGAACAAUAACCAAAUUCAGUACAGAAAAGGCAAUUAUACUGAAAUGUCUUCAAAGUAAAGGGGUAGGAAAAACAGAGACAGCGGUUUAG